Molecule: messenger RNA, 918 nt
Organism: Exophiala spinifera
Lineage: Eukaryota; Fungi; Ascomycota; Eurotiomycetes; Chaetothyriales; Herpotrichiellaceae
Exons: 2
Coding region: 1-918 (305 amino acids)
Source: RefSeq, a predicted model, not a curated record
AUGAAAAAGUCCUACUCUCCUUUGGCCGUAUUGGCACUGGCUGCCAGCGUGAGCGCUCAAUCAGCGCCCGGCUUCCCAGUACAGGUCGACACGGAGUUGGCGGUGGAUUUCCAAAGUUCCUCCGAAAGCUUUAUUCAGCCUGGUGAAAAGUUGUCUCUAGAUGACGUCCAAGACGCGCCGACUGCAUCCGGUCCGUCCGACUCGAGCAGCACCUUGGACUACAUGCUGUUCAUGGUCGACCAGGACGUCAAGUCUGAUGACGGAUCUCGCGUCGAGCUUCUUCACUACUUCCAGCCCAACCUUGCUGGAGCAUCGGAGGUGCUCUCUGACUUCUCUAACGACGCCGACAACUUCACCUCGGCGUCUCCGGUGCCGUACAUCGCUCCGGGACCUCCAGCGGGCGACGGCCCUCACAAAUACACGGUCUUGCUGUACAGACAGUUCAAGGGCUUCUCAAUCCCUAGCGAGUACUCGUCGUUUUUCCCCCCGUCGGACGUCAAUGCGCGAAUUGGUUUCGACAUGGCAGGCUUCGCUAAAGCCGCCAACUUGCCGGAGCCGGUUGGCGCCAACUGGUUCCAGGUCGAGAAUGGUGAAGCUGCUCCAUCGAGUACGGCGAGCUCUGAAUCCGCGGCCAGCACGAGCAGCAGUGAGUCGGCAGCGUCCUCGACCUCUGCUUCAGAUAGUAGCGCGACGACCACAGCCACCAGCAGCUCUGGGUCAGCAGAGGCUUCAGCAACGGGUUCAUCAGAGACUUCAACGGCUGCUUCUACAGAGUCCGCUUCAGCUUCUUCCUCGGCCAGUGCAUCAGCCACUUCCGCAUCUUCCGAUGGCAAUGCUGCUGGAUUCGUUGACGCCCGGAAUAGCUUUGCUGGGUUGGUGGUUGCUCUUUCGUUGAGCGUCUUUGGUCUAUGGUUGUAA